This is a messenger RNA of Agrilus planipennis (emerald ash borer), 1385 nucleotides long. Its product is annotated as suppressor of lurcher protein 1-like. The record is from RefSeq and is a predicted model, not a curated record. Bases 81 to 1070 code for a protein of 329 amino acids. Gene Ontology annotation, cellular component: plasma membrane. The transcript has 6 exons. NCBI's taxonomy places the organism in Eukaryota, Metazoa, Arthropoda, Insecta, Coleoptera, Buprestidae.
CUUUUUAAAUAUCGCGGCUGCCCACUGUCCUUUACUCUUUAGUCUAAAUUUUUCGAAAACAGAAAAAUCAAAUCUAAAUCAUGUCAGCCACUGCGAAAUUUUUGAAAUUACUUUUUGUUGUACAAUCGGUCGCUGGUUAUGAGAAAGAAACUUUCGGGUUUCCAAAGAGAGAGAGGGGAUCAAGCUGUGAUAACACAUACACUAGUGACACAGCAAAAAACGGAUCGAUUACUAGCCCGGGUUAUCCUUCUCCUUACUCAGAAAGGACCACUUGUAGAUAUGACUUUGUUGGAAGAGGCAGGGAAAGGGUGCAGAUUGUAUUUCAGGACUUUAAUCUAUUUCAUCCUACUGAAGACUCUAAAGACUGUAAUGACCAAGAUUCACUAAUGGCUUUCAUGCACAUCGAUGGUAGAAUGGAAAAGAUUGAGACGUUUUGUGCAUCAUCGUUACCAAACCCCAUCAUGUCAAAUGGACCAAGACUGAAGUUGGAAUUCCAUGGCAUUUCCGGGUCAAGGUAUUCCAGAGGAUUUAAGGCCACCUACAUCUUUACAGAAGAUUUUGGAAUCAAAAGUGGUGUACAAUUACCGGAUUAUCCAUGUGCCUUCGUAUAUAAUAGCAGUGUUUCAGUAAAGGGACAUUUUCACAGUCCCAAUUUUCCGGGAUUGUAUCCUAGGGACACCGAAUGCCAUUUUUACUUUUAUGGUAAUCAGGGAGAAAGAGUUCGACUACAUUUCCUUUAUUUCGACGUCGAAGGAGUUAUACCUUGUGAAGCGACAACAGCAAGUGAUUAUGUAGAAUUUUCGAACUACAUGAACAGAGACAGAAAAUAUUCAAGAUACUGUGGUCAAAUGAACGAAUUUAGUGUUGAAUCGGACAGGGUGUUUUUCAGGGUAACUUUUCGCUCCAACGACCGCCUUGACGGCAAAGGGUUCAAUGCGACUUACCAAUUCAUAGACGAAGAAAUAACCCCCACAGUAAUUAUGAUCCCCACAAACUCUGGACAUCACUUCAAAGGUGUGGUAAGUUUUCUAUCACUGGUAGUUCUACUGUUAUCAAUUCUAUCACGAUAAGUGGACGGCGAGUCUAAAAAUAACUACGUAAUUAUAUUUGAAACUACUUAAAAAAAAUCUACACAAGCAAUACUUCAAACUACUCCGGUCUUCAUACAUGUAAUUAUUUAAUCGACUUGGGACACGAUGACAUCUAACCUCCCCUAGAAAAACCUAAUCGAAAUGGUCUCUUAUUUUUCUACUUUUCACAUAUCCUACGGAGUUCAAUAGGUAGUUCGAAUUACGUAAUUACUAUGUCGUUAUAAAUAAAUUACCUGUAAUAAAAUGAAUGUGAUGUAUUGAAAGUGUGAAUUGUUAAUUUCUAGGAAAUUUUAA